This is a messenger RNA of Zychaea mexicana, 1682 nucleotides long. RefSeq names its product phosphatase 2C-like domain-containing protein. The record is from RefSeq and is a predicted model, not a curated record. The transcript has 3 exons. NCBI's taxonomy places the organism in Eukaryota, Fungi, Mucoromycota, Mucoromycetes, Mucorales, Lichtheimiaceae. Bases 177 to 1385 code for a protein of 402 amino acids.
AAGAGAAAAAAAAAAAUAUUUUCAGGUCGCUGGCCUUUUUUAUUUAUAGGACAGCCUUUCUCUCUCCUUUCCCUCCUUUUUUUCUGCAACUUGUCUUUGACUUCUAAUUCUCUUUCUCUUUCUCUCUCUAUUUCUUUUCCACCGUCAAAAGAAAACACAAAAAAACUCGACAUUCCAUGAGCAGCAGCAGGGCAGCAAAGCAGGUCUUCAAGUCAUUACCAUCGCUUCCAGGCCUGCCUACGACAACAUGCACCAAAGCACGUUGCGCCAGUUCAGUCCGCUCCUUGUCCGCUCGCUCUCGCCAUCGACCUCAAAUCGUCCUUACAUGCUUCCGCAAAACUCAUCAGACACGUCUCUACUAUGAUUAUGCCAUUCACCGCCAACAAACAGCCACGCCACUGCCUUCAAUCCCUCCUUCCUCUUAUUAUCACAACCAACUUCCUUUCUUUGACUUUUUCGCCGCCACAAAACCGAAGCCCUCUUAUCUUUUUGCAUCUGGUGCGACCGGCUUUGCAAAGCGCGGUCGCCCUCAACACAACCAUUAUGAUCCUACUGCUCCUUCUGACUCGUAUUAUCAAAGCGUCCAGGUCGGUGAAGAUGCAUACUUUGUCCGUUCGGAUGCCCUUGGCGUAGCAGAUGGCGUAGGCGGCUGGGCGGGAACUCUUGGCGCCAACCCAGCAUUGUACUCUAGAAAGCUCAUGCACCAUGCCCAUUCUGAGCUGGAGCGCUUCGAUAAUGUGGAUGACGAUUGUUUUGCGCACUAUGACGAAGCCCACCCUGUCGAUAUCCUCCAGCGCAGCUACGACCUCUCCCUACGGGAAGCCCGUCGUGAGGGGGUGAUCGGCUCGUCCACUGCAUGUGUUGCCCUCCUGCGUAACGAUGAGCUGCGCGUGGCCAAUCUCGGUGAUUGUGGCAUCUCAGUCAUCCGUCAGAACAGCUACAUCUUCCGUAACGAAGAGCAACAGCAUGCCUUUAACUUUCCAUACCAGCUGGGCACCAACUCGCCUGAUAAACCUAAGGAUGCUCAGACCUUCGAUAUCAAGGUUGAAAAGGGCGACAUUGUAAUUCUUGGCACGGAUGGCCUGUUUGACAAUCUGUUUGACAAGGAAAUACUGGCGAUCGUUAAAGCCCACGUGAACGCAUAUACCAUUCCUGGCUCUGGCCAGCGUCCACCACGGCUCCUCAACUUCAACCCGCAAAAGCUCUCUGACGCACUGGCUGCUCGUGCCCGUGUUGUCAGCGAAGACCGUCGCAACUUGGACAGUCCCUUCCAGACACAAGCAAUCAACGAAGGAUAUUUCCACCAAGGGGGCAAAUCCGAUGAUAUCAGUGUCGUUGUUGCCGUAAUCAAUGACAGCGAGGACUCUCCCGACCGUCGACUUUAAUUUACACUCGCCACACCUCACCGCACCUCACCACGACAUAUCUUAAUUAUUAUGGGAAACGGCUCUUCUUGUCUUCCUGGACCUAAUCUUCAUCCCUCCCUCUUCUGCUUCUAAUCCUAUAAUCACUCACCCAAAACCACUCUUACUCGCAUGCAUUCUCAUUCAACAUACACCCCAUCUCAGUACAUACUCUUCUUAUCAUUACUCAACUUCAUUAUUUUGCAUAUUUAUUUUUCUCCCUAUUAAAACUACUAGUAAAAUGACUUUUUUUAUGGUUAAACCUGUUUUACUCUGAAA